CCGAGCUUCAUUCGAGCGGUUGCUGGGCGAAAGGCAACACUGCUUUGUUCCUCUCCCUCCUCCUCCCCCUGAGCGUCACACGUCACGUCACUUCACUCACUUGCAAUGAACGUGUCUUUUUAAGGGAUAUGUAUCUCUGUUCUCUCGUUCAAUUGAAUGACCAGCAGCAGCAGCAGCCUCUCGUCUGUGAUAUGGAUUUUGGAAGGCCACGCUGGAGUAGGCAGUUGAAAUCGUCGAGAGAAACCCGCAGCCGCCUCUGAACCAGAAGAAGAAGAAGAAGGAGGAGGAAGUUUCCCGCUUUGCCUUGGAACAGCCUUGCAUCAACGUGCCAUCCCUUCCUUGACGGAGACCGACCAUAACUGACCUGUGAUAUUUAAAUAUAGUAUAUACGUGUAUAUAUAUAUAUUUUUGUUAACGCCAAAGGGGACCGUCGUUCAUCCUGUUGUCUAGUCAGAUCAAGCUUGUCCAAGGAGCUCAUUCUUCAUCGAAGGGAUUUUAUUUUUCGCGUUACAAGUCCGCCGACAUGGAUACCUUAUUGAGUGAUAUCAGUUGUGCCGUUGGGGGGGAUCACGCUCAAGCCUUGCUGUCCACUAACCCCCUCCUCUUUUCCGGGGCUGCAUCAGAUCCCCAGGCGUCCCUCCUGGAGACGCCCGAUCAUAGUCUCACCGUGCCCAUACUGUUCCUGCAGGGUCUAGUCCUUUUGCUCUACUGGUACAACGGACACAAUUCUGUCGAUUCUUACGUCAUUCGACUCCUGCUCAAUCAUCAUUGAUGUACAUUCCCAUUGGAAUUUGCAUUUUUGUCUGCUCAUACAUUCAUAUCUCAUUAUCAUCUCAUAUAAUGUUAAUAAUUCCAUUUUCUGUGUCAGUUUUAGAUUCAUUUGGUAAAGAACACGCUUGUGAUAAAGUUGAGAGCACCAUUGUAUUGGAAGUUGUGUGAUACAGGAUCAGUUUUCAAGUAUUUGACUGUGAUACAAUACAAUGGAGUACCAGGGUUCAAAAUGGAAAGUGAUGAUCUUUGUGAACUGUUGAAUAUACCUCCACGGGGUAUGAAAAUCAGGAGGCUGCCAAGUGUUGUGUGUGUGUUUAAUGUCAGUGUUAUUUGCCUCUUGUUAUGAUGGAGGCCUCUGUUAGGACCGCCACUGGAUUAUUGCUCAUUUUCUUAUUUUCUCAUGCACAAUUUUAUGGUAAAACUGUGAUAUAAGAAUGGUGCUCUAUGGCAUGUUUAGAAGAGAAUAAGGACACUAGCAAUGGAGAAUGGAGGAGGUGAUUCCCAAGAAAAACCUUCCACUCCCAAAACUGAUAAAGAAGACAGCAAAGGAGACCCACAGCAGGAACCCCAAAACCCAGUAUAUUCCCGGGAGGUAACGCUUCAGGCACAUUUCACCUUUGGCACCCCCUCCAUGGCUCCUGUUCAGUAUGCUCAUGUUACUCCCACAUCGACAUCAUCUUUGAGUGGUCGUCCCUUAAUGGCCAGCGGAGCUCCUGUGGAGCAGUGGCGAUGGACAGGUGAUGGGGCUUCAGCUGGAGCCCAGUGCUCCAUAACUUGCGGUCGAGAGGGUCUUACUAUGACUUACAAUGCCCAACCCCAGCCAACCAACAAUAUUCGAGGCAUUCCCCUCAUCCCAUGUACGAUUUGCGAUUACCUGGUAGCAGGACAUCCAGAGCAUCACAUGCCCACCAUCACCACCACUACAGCUACCUCCUGUUCAACCUCCCCAGGUACUGGUACUACAUUACCCAUUACGUGUUUUACCACAACCCCUUCCAGCCCUACCUUCACUCGAAGUCUUAUGGAUCUCAGCAAGCCUCAAGAACAGUCUCCAGCUCCUCGCAGUUUAACAUUUUCUGGAAGUCUUGACAGGGCCACUCAACGGCCAGUACAACAGCGGCCUUAUGGGAGACGCUGUAAAAGUACAGCCCAUAUUAUUUUGCAGAACAACGAGAUGCAGGUACCCAAGGAGACUCGUCCACAUGAGUUCCAUUCCACUAUAAGAGAAGGGGAAGCUCCGAAGGAACCAGAUAUUGAACGCCCAGCAUCAGAGCCUCGGGGAAGGGCACGACACCGUGGAGGGCCAGAAACUCGCUUUCCAGGUGGGGGCCCAUUUGCGCCUGGGGGAUGGGAACGGCUUCACCCCGUGACAGAAGAGCAAGAGAGACGCAGCAUGUUUGAAGGUGGGGUAGGUGGUGCCCAGGGUUCUCCCUUAACACCCCUUCUUGCACCACCUUGUUGCCCAUGUCACCACUGCACAGCUCUGUACUCGUUCAUGUCCAGUCUAGCUCAUGAACGUACGUGCCAUGCCUGUGCGCAUCAUCACCACCAUCACCAUCACCAUUCUCCAUGUUCACCAUCUCACGCUCACUCUCAGGUGCCAACAGUUCACCCUUGCAGCCGUGCAGAGGAGGUAUGUGGGCCCCCAUCAAAAUCACCUACGACCCAAACUUUCAAUUCUCACAAAUGUUAUGAUGAUCAGUCAGGGACUGCCAGACGUCAAGACCAGAGGAGUACUGGUCCCACUUCGGCCUCUACUGCAGGAGGAGGCCCGUCACAACGCUUGGUUCCUCCGGAUAGACAGCAGGGGAAAAAACGCUCUCCAUCUCCAGGUGCACAGCCACGCAGGCAUCGUUCUCCUGCAUCCCCCGAGACCUCUCCAUCGCCAGAACGUCUGGGACGCCCUGUAGGAUCAGAACAACCACAGUCCACUCCGCAGUUGCCCCGUCGAGUACCACGCAUGGGCGCUGCUGCUGCUACUGCAGCAGCAGCAGCAGCAGCAGCGGCUGCAUCGGCUGCAGGACCUAGCGGUUAUUCAGCUACACAGGGUGAAGGUGGUCCAUCCCUUGGCACCCGAGAACGUGGUUCCCGCACAACUAGGCCUCGACCUCGUCCUCGCACCAUACACAUCGACGUCUACUGCAGUUCCUCAUCUGAGAUUGAAUCGUCACCACCAUCUUCACCUGUCUCUGAAGAUAGUUUGGAAUCAGGGCCAAGAAGGCCCCAUGCUGUUGUUGCUUUGGGAUCAAAACAACGUAGAAAAACAGAAAUGAACUUGGGCAGAAGUCAUUACCGACCACUCGAAGAGAAAGCUUCCAGUUUUGUAUAUUCGCGUGGUCGAAGCCGCCGAACUCACAGUGGUGGAAGGUCUGCUUUUAUCACUGAUGAUGUGUUACCUCUGUGUGCAUCACCACCACCACAGCAGAUGAUGACAGACAAGGAAACUGGUAGUAAUCAAGAGUCUGCCAGGAUGGAAAAAAUGUCACAUGUCUCGGAAACAGAACCAAUUGCAAUUAAGUCUCCAAUACCUAUGCCUGCUCCCGCAGAGCAACAACAACGACCAACAACACUCAGGGUUCCUACUCCACCUCUUCCACAAACCUCAGAGAAUUCUGGUGUUAUACCACAUAGCAGACAUUCUAGUUUGUCCUACCUCAGCAGUCCAAUAGAAGUAGUUGAUCCAUGGGAAGGUGAGCCUGAGUUGCCUUCAUCUGCCCUAUCAUGGCGAGGCAGUGAAUUUGAAACUUCUACUCCUCGUUUGACAAGUGAGAUGGAUUUGCCAUCACCUAGACCUACAUCUGAGUUAUCACUCUCUUCUCUCCAUGAAGCAUUUUAUGAGGCUGAGCCUGAGUUGGCAGAAGUACAAAGUAAUCUUGGAUUACAUGACUCUCCUAAGCAGUGGCGCUCACCGCAGCUGGAGAGACAGAAAUACAUCCAAAAAGGUCAAGAACAGAGGUACAGGGAAGCAUUAAAGAGGCGUGCUCAGAAGGAAAAUGAACGGUCUCACACUGUAACUCCAACUAAUGUAGCAGAACUUGCAAAGUUACCUGCAUUUAAGGAUUUUUCUAAAGAGGAUCUAAAGGUUAUUUCAAAAUCUCUAGAGAGACGAGAAUCUCAACGAUCUGCAGAAAGGCGUAGCCCUCUUGGAGUUGCAGAAGGAGGUGGCCAGCCAGUUGAAAGAAGAGAAUCAAACCGCUUAUUGGAGUGGAUGCAGCAGUACAAAGCCCAAGAAAGAAAGCAGUCAGUAAUGUCCCAAGACAUGAAAGAUUCAGAAUCACUAGGAUAUGCAGAAUCAGGCAAAUCCUUAGACCGAACUGAUUCUUUCACAAGUUUUGAGAGCAGAGAGUCUUAUGGGACUGUUGAAAGAAGAAAGCCAAGUAGUGGGUUGAAUGGAGAGAUAGAAUGUAAAGAAAAGUCUGUGAAAGAACCAAAAGAGUCAAAGACAUCCAUGGAACUGAAAGAUCUUAUAAGUUUUAUAGAACGAAGAGAAUCUGCAAGAUCUCUAGAAAGGAAGGACUCCAGCCGAUCCACUGAGAUGGGCAUCGGUAGUCAGAGGGAAUACAGUGAAUCUGCUGCAGGCUUGGAAAGAAGAGAAUCUCUAAGAGCUCUUGAGAGAAGAGAGUAUAGAGCUCUAGAAAGGAGAGAUUCAAGUAAAAGCACAAAAGAUUAUUCACAGGGCAUCCCAAGAAGAGAAUUAUGGAAAUCAGAUGACCAUAGAGGAACUUCACAAUUAAUAGAGGUAAAAGACCGUGGUAUUUACAUUGAAAGAAAAGAUUCUAGAAAGAACCUUGAGCGUUCUGUAUCUGAUCGUCGAGCUGAGCCAAGGCAAACUCCUUAUGUUGAUAGAUCUGAGUCUUACUCUGCUUCAGAUCGUAGAUACCAGCCAGAGAGGCAUGAGCCAUACACUCUUCUUGAAAGACAAGGAUCUAAAGCAAGUUCUCAUGGAUCUUUAGAAAGGAAGCGUUCAACUAGUUUUCUGGAAGAGCUGUUGGACAGAGAAGAAUCUUCAAGAUCAGGCUCGGUGGAAUGGCAAGAUGUUAUAUCUACCGUCAGGCGACGUUUAUCAGCUUGUGCUCGUCAGAGCCCAAAGAAAGAAGCCGUUAAGCCUUUUGAAACUGAAACGGCUUUUGAAAGUCAGAUGUCAGGGCGAACAUCAGCACCGUUGUUUCCACAUAGUGCUCGAUCUCCCUUACCUCAAGUUUCAAGGGGGGAUCACUUCCAAGAUGAUCAUGAACCACCCACUACCACUGUUGGUGGAAGAUUGAUAAACAUUGGUCUCUUUCGUCAUUUGCCAAGAUUCCCAUUCAGUCAGACUGUCCCAGUUCCUGCAUCUCGAAUUAUGGAAGUUAGGACUGCAUUCAGACCAGAACAGCGAAAGUUUGUACGACCACAGUUGUUUGGAGAGAUGACCCUUUCAUAUCCAAAAAGAAGGGGAAUCCACUUUGGUCCCCCAAGGAAUCCUCAGUGCUCCUGUGAAAACUGUUGCAGUUGGGCUGAGCUGUCCUCAGGCACCCCACAUUUUGGUAGCCACUUACGAGCUUGGUCCAUGACUGAUCUUGGGACAGAUGCUAGAGAUGAGAGCAUAAUGGUGGUCCCACAGCCGAGCUCCUAUCCUGGCACCUCUUUAACCCGUAACAGCAGCAAUGUCAGCGACAGCGCAACCCUCCCCCAUGCUCAGCAGAGGUUGGAGGAGAGCAGCCAUAAACUGGAUCUCAUCCGACUUUCUUUAGAGCGGCUACGGGGAGAUCUACCGCAGGGUUCCUUAAUGGCCGGGGAGGUGAAGCGCGAACUGGAGAAUUCUCUGUCAGCAUCUCCCUCGCCGGCCAACUAUACAAGCCUCUGCGAUAAGGAGAAUUAUCCUAGCCGUCGCUCACAAGCCCUACAUAAUAAAGGUGCCGCCGUCACUGGCAAGUUAGAAGUAAGAUUAAUUGGUGUACAAGACCUCCUCGAGGAUGUCCCGGGUCGGUCGCGCCGAGAUUCCCACUCUGGCCCUUCUGACCUAAAAUCUUUUAUGAAAGGUGUCACAGGAAAAUCUUCCAAGUCGUAUUCUGUUAAGGAUGAAAUUUCAAAUGAAGUUAUGGCAGUGCUAAAGUUAGACAACAACAAAGUUGUUGGACAAACGAAUUGGAAACCCUGUUCACAAUCUGCAUGGGACCAAAGAUUUAGUAUUGACUUAGAAAAAUCAAGAGAUUUAGAAAUAGAUAUAUAUUGGCGAGACUGGCGGUCACUUUGUGCGGUAAAGUUCCUACGGUUAGAAGAGUUCAUUGAUGAUGUAAGACAUGGCAUGGCACUCCAGCUAGAACCAAAGGGACUACUGUUUGCUGAGAUUAAAUUCCUAAACCCAAUGAUCUCACGCAAGCCUAAGUUACAGCGACAAAGGAAAUUAUUUAUGCAAAAAGGGAGGGUGCUGCGACCUAACCAAAUGAACAUAAAUGUAGCAGCGUGGGGAAGAUUAAUGAAAAAUUUCCAAAGUGGCCAUGAACCUGUUCACCACACAACCUCUGGUGGACAUUCCAUGUCCAAUACUACAUCUACUUCUGCCACACCUAUCACUACUGGUCCUAGAGCUCUUCCUACACGUUUAGAUUUUGAGAAUGAGAAGGCCCCAGGAGAAGAAAGUGAUCGGUCCUUAGCAAUGUCAGAGGUGCGACCGCUCAACUUAGGGGAUGUGACUGGGCCUUCAGUGUCUGGUGACUUAGGGGGUCAAACUGUGGCUCCUCCACCACCCUCUAUAACCCACGGUGCCCCCACGCAACCUCCCUUGCUCCCUCCCGCACCUCCUCUUGUUGCUCCUUCCCAUCACAGUAUCACCUCUUACCCAACUCCACACGGAGGAGGCUCAGGCUAUCAUCCCGCACCUGGCACACCGUCCACACCUGCUCACCACAGUGUCUUCCCUGUCACACAGACUCCCACUAUUCACCCUGCUCACUCCAUCACUGUACAGGUGGCGAAAAGACCCACUUCGACUCCACCCCCACCGCCCCCCCCACGGCCACAUUCUGGCACCGUUACCAUCACCGUACCAGCGUCGCCUGUAGAGCCUGAUGUUAAGAAUGCGCUGAACGAGUUCAACUUCCUGCACGAGGGUGAGGUGGUUGAGCGCGGCGUGGGCGCCCCUGCGGCCCCCGUUGAGGGCCAGGUCAGUAUCGAGGAGGUUGAGGAGGAGGAGGAGGAGGAGGUGGAGGAACUGGCGACCGAGGCGGGUAGUCCCCACACUCGCUCGUCCUCCCCGCCUUCUUAUCAUGUCCACCUGCCAGACGACCAGGUUGGUGGACGAGAUGUUGAUGAGGUUCGGCCCCGCCGAUUACCACUGUCACGGUUUGACCGCGACCGGGAUUCAGCCUACGAGACUUAUCGGAAUUCUCAAUAUGGCUCCAUGGGAAUGGACCAGUUUCGCCUCAUCUCGGUCCUGGGAAGAGGUCAUUUUGGCAAGGUUAUUCUGGGGCAGUACAAGAACACUGGUGAAUAUUUUGCCAUCAAAGCUCUCAAAAAAGGUGACAUCAUCGCCAGAGAUGAAGUUGAAAGUCUUCUUGCGGAGAAGCGCAUCUUUGAGGUGGCCAACUCUGUUAGACAUCCUUUCCUCGUCAAUCUGUUCUCCUGCUUCCAAACAGAGAGCCACGUAUGCUUCGUAAUGGAAUAUGCUGCAGGUGGUGACCUAAUGAUGCACAUUCAUGCAGAUGUUUUUGAUGAGCCAAGAGCGGUUUUUUAUGCUGCUUGUGUGGUUCUAGGUUUGCAGUAUCUCCAUGACAACAAAAUUAUUUACAGAGAUCUCAAAUUAGACAACCUUCUUCUGGAUACAGAGGGUUAUGUAAAAAUAGCUGAUUUUGGGCUGUGCAAAGAGGGCAUGGGGUAUGGAGACAGAACUGGAACCUUUUGUGGAACACCCGAAUUUUUGGCACCUGAAGUACUCACUGAAACAUCCUACACCAGAGCAGUUGAUUGGUGGGGCCUAGGGGUUCUCAUAUUUGAGAUGCUUGUAGGAGAGUCUCCUUUCCCUGGAGAUGAUGAAGAGGAAGUUUUUGAUAGCAUCGUCAAUGAUGAAGUCAGAUAUCCCAGGUUUUUGUCCAUUGAAGCAGUUGCUAUUAUGAGGAAACUGUUGAGAAAACAUCCAGACAGAAGAUUAGGAGCGAGUGAAAAAGAUGCUGAAGAUGUCAAGAAACAGCAGUUCUUCCGUAACGUUGGUUGGGAUGACCUCCUACAGCGCAAAGUCAAACCACCAUUUGUACCCACCGUGACUUCUCCCGAGGAUGUUAGUAACUUUGAUGAAGAAUUUACAACGGAAAAACCUGUUUUGACUCCUCCAAAGGAUCCCCGUCACUUGAGUGACAAUGAUCAAACCCUCUUCAAAGACUUCAAUUACAUGGCAGAUUGGUGCUGAGCAGGGCAUGAUGAUGAGGUCAGGAAGGCAAAAUCUCAAUGGAGAGGGCUUCUUCUUCUGAAGGUCCUUUGACUGCCACCAGCCAGGCCAUAAAUGCACAUCUCGAACAAAAGAGGGAUCUGAUGCCUGGAGCAGCUUCCUUUAUAUGGCAGCAGCAACAUUGCCACUACCACCAGCAUCUGCAGCUGGUAAGGUGUACAUAGAAGAAGACCAGUAUCUUUGCUCAUUGUAUGAGACAGCCUGGUUGCUUUAACAAAGCACGAGUACUAUUCCGCUGUAGUGGAACUUGCUUUGGUAUGGUACCAUCAGAUGUUAUAGCUACACUUUCCUGUGGUAACGCAAUCAUUUGACACAGAGAUGGAGUUGCAGGAUACUUUGGCGGAACUGUUCUCCUCUUCCUUUGCCUGUCAAAGAAAGUCAUCUUACCCUCCCAAUGGUUGUACAUAGGCCACUAUCUUUAGAAUGACUUGAAGACCUGUCGCUGUAACUAACCUUAUUAGUUGUUGCCGACCCAACUCCUGGUACAGUUGAAACCGCCACGCCUCGCUUUUGGCCCAAAAUUUACCCGAAGAUGAAAUGGACAGAGAUCCUGGGCUGAGGAAGUGAUGACGGGUGUAGUACCCAGCACUGUGAUGAAUCCUGUGUACACAAUGGGAAAAUCACCUUUUUCUAAUCUUCAUUUUUCAUUUUGGACUUAAGAUGACCUGUAUGAGCUUUGGAAUUAAUGAAUGCCCGUCCAAAUUCUAAAAUCCCUUAUUGUGAUAACCUGUGGCCUUUCCUGUUAAUAACUUCGAAAUGCAACUAGCAUACACUUAUAUUUAUUGAAAGAUGUGAUAUAUAUCUAUAUAUAUUGUUACAUUAUACACAUCGUUUACUUCAUAAAGGUUCCCAGUUCCUCCUCUUGGAAUACUCACACCAAACUCAACAUGAAAUUUGUUUUCUGAGGGAAACUACUGCAGCCCCUGUCAAGUUAUGUCCCAUGAAGUUGUGAGCACCGAUUGUCUGAGGUAGCGGAACAUUGAACUCCCCUAUCCUCCUUAUCUAUAAGUCUCCUCCCUUACCCACACCUAACCAUUCAGUACCAUUACCAACCCCCAACUUUUUUCUUUACUAGAGCUAAGAAACUAAGGGCUCCCAUUUCAUUAAAGUGGUUCGAAGAAAUGUGACUUCACCCAUAUAGAAGCACUUGUACGCUUUCUUUCCCCUUAUCAAAUGCUCAGAUAACACUUGUCAUAGUGCAGGUCAGUCAUCGUAUAGCCAUGUGUACUUGUGCCUGUGUGUGGAUGGUGGUCUCAUUCAUUGAAUCCACUCAUUUCUUUUUUUCAUUUUUUAUAUUCAGACUCAGUGAUGAUUAUUGACAUUUGUAGGAUGCCUAGUGUAAAUUAUGCAAUUACUGAUCCUGUAGAUUUCUCAUAUUUUAAAUAAUGUAUUUGUAAUUCUAUGAAUGAAAUGUUCGGUCUUGUAUAAAGUUAUUAUAGUGGCUGUUAAAAACAAAAACAAAAAAAAAGCACUGAUCUGGUAGCAGACACUUGAUGGUGGACAUUCAUUGUUAUUAUUUUAUUGUUAUUAAUGGUAUACAUUCGCUAAAUAUUUCGUUGCUGCCAAAAUCCCGUUGCCAUAACAACUGCAUAUGUGGAAAUUAACUUUUCUUUCUACCUAUUAAAUGGAAAAUUAUUCAGACUUCAUUGCGUUUGAUCUGCUCGAAUGAUUUUACUAAGAAUUUUCCGAAUGAAUCAGAUUUGAUUUUUAGUCUGAUAUUAUUACUUUUGCUUUAUUAGGAUUGUGUAUAAUAUUUAGGACUUGUGUUACAUCACCAGUGCUUGUCUCUGUUUAUAACUUAUUUUUAGGUGUAGAUAAAUAACCGCACACUGGGCGGGUCAAUAUGAAUUUUAAGUAUUGUACAGAUGGUUAAGAGAGAGUAGGGUUAACAGUCUGUUUGUAGCUAUUAUGUCUUAAAUAAAUUUAUACAUAUAUUUUA
Messenger RNA from Macrobrachium nipponense, 10130 nucleotides. RefSeq names its product serine/threonine-protein kinase N-like (gene Pkn). Gene Ontology annotation, cellular component: cytoplasm; nucleus. The coding region runs from base 1250 to 8152 and encodes 2300 amino acids. Gene Ontology annotation, biological process: signal transduction; protein phosphorylation. Gene Ontology annotation, molecular function: small GTPase binding; ATP binding; protein serine/threonine kinase activity. The transcript is spliced from 15 exons. Lineage: Eukaryota; Metazoa; Arthropoda; Malacostraca; Decapoda; Palaemonidae. The record is from RefSeq and is a predicted model, not a curated record.